ACAUAGUUAUAGUGCAAGUGGCGGCAACGACGUCGUGGUUGAAUUUAUAGACAACAUCGAGAAUAUUAAACACAUAAAGAAAAUUUAAGAAAAUGUCCGGCAGAGGUAGUUUAUUGUCGUUAUUUAAGAAAAAGAUUGAGCCUUCUGAGGUUUCUUCGUCGAGUGGAGAAUUGGCCAAAGACAGCGGCGUGGAUGCUGAUCAAACAGUUUCAAGCGCCGAGUAUCGUCGUGUUGCACGAGAUAAUAAUGCAAGUGAGCUGGAGUCCUCCUUACAAAAUGUCAGUAUUUCGAUUGGGCGGGGCCACGGACGUGGACGUGGACAAUUCCUGGAGUCAUUCAAGACCCGUUCACAACCACUAUCGGCAACAGGAUCUACAGAUAGUUUUCCCAGCGAUUUGUCAUCAAGCAACUUGAACACUCCAACUGACAAUAAAAAUGUAUCAGAGAACAUCAAUCCAAAUGUUCCCGUAAAGGAGUUAUUUUUGCCAGAGAAUGUUUAUGGCUCCAAUGGUACUCAGGCUAAUUUGUCAAGUAACUAUAUAGGACUAAGUUCUGACCCCAGUAAGGGAGUUUACUUUUAUGAAGUACGAUUUAAUCCUUCCGUUGAUUCGGUACAUUUACGAAUGAAAUACUUGAGCGAACACAGAGAUAAGUUUGGAGGAGUUAAAACCUUUGAUGGAACCAUUUUGUACUUACCAAUAUUGUUAAAAGAGAAUUUGACAACUUUUGUUUCGAAAACUGCUGAUAAUACUGAUAUCGAAGUGCGAUUGCUAUUUAAAAAAAAAGAACCUCUAAAGAACUGCAUCCAACUGUACAAUGUUCUAUUUGAUCGUGUUAUGAAAACCUUGAAUUAUGUCAGAUUCGAUAGGAAGCACUUUGAUCCCACGCAACCAAAGAUUAUACCGUCUGCAAAGUUAGAAGUUUGGCCAGGAUACGUUACGGCUGUCGAUGAAUACGACGGAGGUUUGAUGCUUUGCUGUGAUGUAUCACAUCGAUUGCUUUGUCAAAAAACCGUAUUAGAUAUGCUUACAGAGAUUUGUCAACACAACAGAAGUAACUACCAAGAUGUAGCCAAAAAAUACUUAUUGGGCAGUGUUAUUAUAACACGAUACAAUAAUCGCACAUAUAAAAUUGACGACAUUUGUUUUUCCGAGAAUCCACAAUCACGAUUUGAAACACGAACUGGAUCACUGAGUUAUCUGGAAUAUUAUAGAACACAUCACAACAUAAAUAUUAAAGAUGACAGACAGCCGUUGCUUAUUAGCAUAAAACAACAGCGUAAAAAUGAGACCUUGACCAAGGAAGAGGAAAUACGUUAUUGCCUUAUUCCGGAACUUUGCUACCUCACCGGACUACAUGAUGAGACUCGAGCUGACCAAAAAAUAAUGCGUGAGAUUGCAACAUUCACUAGAGUUUCGCCAAAUCAACGUCUGCAAGCUCUUGAUAAGUUUAUAAAAAAUGUUAAUCAAAACGCUGAAGCAAAGCAAAUUCUUGCAAAUUGGGGAUUAUCGCUCGCCAAAAAUACCAUCAAUGUGAUGGGGCGAAAAAUAAAUCAAGAGCAAAUUUAUUUUGCAAAUAAAAGCGUAUCAGCUGGACCAAAUGCUGAUUUCUCAAGAGAUGCAACAAACAAUGAACUUCUUGAAGUCGUUAAUUUAAAUAACUGGAUUUUAAUUCAUACACGAACGGAUUUACGCACUUGUAAAGCCUUUAUAACCAACAUGGAGCGAUGCUGUGAGGCUUUUGGCAUGAAAUUAGCUAAGCCAAAAAUAUUGACAUUAGAUCAGGAUCGUGUGGACUCCUAUGUGGAUGCACUGCGCCGUAAUAUUUGUGAACAAACCCAAAUAGUUGUUUGCAUUUGCCCAACUAGUCGCGACGACAGAUACUCUGCCAUUAAGAAGAUUUGCUGUGCAGAAAUACCUGUCGCAUCACAGGUUAUAAAUUCAAGAACCUUAUUCAACGAACAAAGGAAUCGGUCAAUUGUUCAAAAAAUCAUCUUACAAAUGAAUUGCAAAUUGGGAGGAUCAUUGUGGUCGGUGAAAAUUCCAUUUAAGAAUGUUAUGAUUUGUGGAAUAGAUUCUUAUCAUGAUCCCAAGCAAAAAAGCAACUCUGUCGCUGCAUUUGUAGCUUCAUUAAACUCAUCAUAUACGCAUUGGUAUAGCAAGGCGGUAAUGCAGACCAAAAAAGAAGAGCUAGUUAACGGACUGACUUCGUCAUUUGAAAUGGCCCUCAAGUGCUAUAAAAAGAGAAAUGGUCACUUACCGGACAGUGUAAUAAUUUACAGAGAUGGCGUUGGAGAUGGACAACUUAACUUAUGCUCAAAAUACGAAAUUCCCCAGUUUGAGGCCGUAUGCGGCAAAGCCGUAAAAAUUACGUUUAUUGUAGUUCAAAAACGUAUAAAUACCCGAUUCUUCGCGCAAAGUGGCAGGGAUUAUUCAAAUCCACUGCCGGGAACUGUGAUUGACCGAUGCAUUACUAGAGCUAAUAUGUACGAUUUCUUUUUGGUUGCUCAAAUGGUUCGCCAAGGAACUGUGAGCCCAACACAUUUUGUGGUUCUUCAGGAUGAUUCGAAUUAUGGUCCUGAUAUCAUACAGAGAUUAACAUAUAAAUUAUGUUUUCUGUAUUAUAAUUGGCCAGGAACUGUUCGAGUUCCAGCCUGCUGUUUGUAUGCUCAUAAGAUGGCUUACUUGAUUGGCCAAAGCAUUCAGCGCGAUACUUCAAGCAACUUGUCGGAAAGAUUAUUUUAUCUAUAAACACAAUUGGAUUAAUUAAUUUUGUUGUUAUUUUCUUCUACAUUAUCGAACAACUUAUAACUUUGGAGGUCACACUGUCUUUAACUUUUAUUAUUUUGACAUUUAUUGAAGAACAAAAACAUUUGAUUUUC
Molecule: messenger RNA, 2881 nt
Organism: Drosophila innubila
Lineage: Eukaryota; Metazoa; Arthropoda; Insecta; Diptera; Drosophilidae
Product: protein argonaute-3
Exons: 8
Coding region: 93-2750 (885 amino acids)
Biological process (GO): regulatory ncRNA-mediated gene silencing
Cellular component (GO): P granule
Molecular function (GO): piRNA binding; protein binding
Source: RefSeq, a predicted model, not a curated record